This is a messenger RNA of Brenthis ino (lesser marbled fritillary), 957 nucleotides long. NCBI's taxonomy places the organism in Eukaryota, Metazoa, Arthropoda, Insecta, Lepidoptera, Nymphalidae. The record is from the annotation of a GenBank genome assembly.
AUGGUUUCCGCCCCUUCAAUCAUAAGAACUCAUAUUAAAGGGGUAGUUCAUCAGAAAUUAGUUAGUGAACAUUAUCAACAGUACAAAGAUCCAGAAACAAUUUUGAAAGAAGAGAGCAUUAAAAAGCCAUGUAUCAAAUUUGCAAAGGGAGAAUGCCAGUUUGGUGGGAUUUGUAGAUAUUCCCAUUAUACAGCUCAGGAAUUACACGAGUUGAGAUUACAAGUGGCUGCCAAUAAAAGAACUGAAAGUGAAGAUUCAAAUGCAAAUUAUGAGGAAUACAAUACAGAAUUUCCAGAUAACAAGUCAAGGAAUUGUAAUGAAAAAAAUACCAUGAUUUAUGAUGAAAAUGGAGUUACUCAUAUAUUUCCUUGGGCAUAUAAUUCAAUGUUUGAUAAUUAUGAGGUGCUUUUCUCAAUUGAAGUUACAAGUCAUCCAAGCUUCAAUUUUCUAAGACUAAGAGAUCAGUUAAAAGAUCUUGCCAUCGCUGAUGCUAAAUAUCAAAAUACUAUUCACAAAUACGACAGUAUCAAGACCCAAAAUGAACUAGAUGAAGGAAACGCUAUAAUAUUUGUUCCAAUAAGAAAUCAUGGUAACAACUACGGUAAACAAAUAGCACGUAUGAAAAAGCAAAAUGAGCUCAAGGCAGAACAAAUGCAAGCAGAACAUGAAGCUAGGAUGAAGGAAGUAAUAUAUUUCAUGAAAGACCAUAUGAUGACCACUAAAUAUUUAUACGAUGAAGUCCAAAGAAUCAAAAGGACAAGGAGAGUGAAAGGUAACUUAAGGAAAAUGGUCGAAUAUUUGGAGAAACCUGAAAGGUAUAAAAUGAAGAAACUAAUGUUGAGAUUCUUUAAGGUGCUUGUGAAACGUUUUGCAAAAAAAUCAAGUGUAUGGGAUCAAGAAAUGCAUGAUACGGCCAUUAAUAUCAUAAAAGAUCCGUUUAACGAUGGGGUUAUCAAU